AAGAGUCAUAGUUUCGAUCAACAUGCCUCAUACUUCUACAGGGCAGCAAGAAAAAAUGCUUAGCCAAUCUGCAUAUUUACUAUCUCUGCGGGCAAGAUCCUCACUGAGAAACACAAGCAAUGCCCUCUGGGACAUUCUUACCGAUAUCUGGCACCCACAGAGCAACCCUCAUGGCUAUGUCACUCUCGGCGUCGCAGACAAUACCCUGAUGCAAGAACAGUUGCUAUUCCGCGCGAACAGCAACUUCGAACUAUCCGGACGGCAUCUUUUGUUGAACGACACCAUCACAGGUUCUCCCCGGCUGAAGACUGCCAUCGCCCAUCUUCUCUCUCGCUACCUUGACCCUUCAAAACCGCUCAAACCAUCGCAUAUCAUUGCCACUAACGGAGUAUCGUCUGCAAUCGAGCACUGCUCCUGGGCCCUGUGUGACCCAGGUGACGGUAUCCUGGUGGGGCGCCCUUAUUAUCGAGGUUUCAACAGAGACAUCUGCCUGCGGCCAGCGGCUAAGCUCAUCCAAGUCAGCUUUGAGGGCGUCGAUCCCAUUGGCGUUUCGGCGAUAUCCAGAUAUGAAGAAGCCAUCACCAGCUCCCGCGAGCAGGGCUGCACGAUUCGAGCCAUCAUGCUCUGCAACCCGCACAACCCGCUAGGUCGAUGUUAUUCUCGGUCGUUUCUCAGGUUCGGCGUUCACCUGAUCAGCGAUGAGAUAUAUGCUUUGUCGGUCUGGAGACAGGGUCAGGAUGGGGCUGCGCGUAUGGACGAGUUUACCUCGGUACUCUCCAUCCACCACGACGAGCUGAUCGAUCCAAGCCUCGUUCAUGUACUAUGGGGAGUCAGCAAGGAUUUCGGAGCGAACGGGAUGCGAUUAGGGGUGGUUGUUUCGCAGGAGAACAGCGACUUGCUUGAAUCGAUCCGAGGAGUUGCCCAGUAUAGCUCGAUUUCCGGCCUAGCGGACUAUCUUACAGCAACCAUUCUGGAAGAUGAAGAGUUUGUAGGUCGGUUCAUCAUACAAAACAACGAAAUACUUGCUGCUACUUACGACUAUGUCGUUUCUUUCUUGGAUAACCAUGGGAUACCCUACGCGAGAGGGUCGAAUGCGGGCUUCUUCGUCUGGUGCGAUCUGUUAACAGCGUAUCUGGGACUACAACCCGAGGGUUCAUUCAAUGGCAGCGAGUCUACAAGACGGAUCAAAAGCGGGGAGCUAGUAGACAAGCUAGCCCUGCACAAGGUGCACCUUGGAAUUGGCGAUGAGUUUGGCAGUGAACAGCCAGGAUGGUUCCGUAUUACCUUCUCUCAGCACCGUGAGCAGCUUGAUGAGGGUUUGAAACGGAUCAUGAAUGCCCUUCGCUCUUAA
Molecule: messenger RNA, 1351 nt
Organism: Aspergillus ruber CBS 135680
Lineage: Eukaryota; Fungi; Ascomycota; Eurotiomycetes; Eurotiales; Aspergillaceae
Product: pyridoxal phosphate-dependent aminotransferase
Exons: 2
Coding region: 23-1351 (442 amino acids)
Biological process (GO): biosynthetic process; amino acid metabolic process
Molecular function (GO): pyridoxal phosphate binding; transaminase activity
Source: RefSeq, a predicted model, not a curated record